AUGGAAGGGACAAAGGAGAAAAGUCUACGUUCCUCGUCUCAGAUCGACGUUUCAUGUUCCACUCCCUUAAAUAAUAACUUAAAUCGACUGUCUUUAAUUUCUACCGGGGGACACACCAGGGCUUCUACCAUAUCUAUAGCACACAAACAUAGUCUGACGCCGGUGAUGGAACUUUUUUCAGAUCCGAAACAGUCUUAUAUGACAUUCGCUGAGUUCAAAAGAAUUGAUGAACAUCCGCGACAACAAAGAGCGAUAUUAGCGGCGUUACAACGACAGGAGAGUGACUUGAAAAAGGACGGGGUCAUAAAGGAGAAGGGAAGCUCAAAGAAGAAAAAAGAAAGAAAACUUUCUAAAACCAAAGAUUUAAUAGGCUAUCGAUCACCAAUCCCAUUGGUUAGACGAGGUUCUUCGAGUGUUGCAGCGUUUAAGUUUCUUGGAAUUAAAAAAGGAAAAAAGAAAACCUCAUCUGUAUUGUUGAAUAAUCUUGUGUUAGCUAUUCGUGAUCACAAAACUUCCGAUGCUUUGGCAAUACUUACACAUUUGUCGAGUCACGCUCUGAAAAAGAAAAGACCCAAUGAAGCAAAUUGGGCAUUCUUGAUGGCCAUGGCGAAUCGGAUGGAGGAUGUCGCAUUGACCAUGUAUGAACGCGGAAUUCCGGGUGAUGUCAAUUCCCCGAUAUUCGUCAAGCACACGAAGAAUUCGGAACGUGGUGGCAUCUCCGGUAUGAAAUUUCCGAGUUACUUUAUUUUAUCGGUAGCUCUUGGACUAUACAAACUGACACAAGCAAUGUUGAAGCGAGCUAAUGUAAACCAAACAUGGUUUGGCCUCUCGCCAUUGAUGAUCCUCACGGCUCAGGCAACCCCAACGUCAUAUGCGAAAUUGGACUCCGAUGCCGCAAUUUUAAUGAAGAUCUUUCUUGAACAUGGAGCCGAUCCUUCGCAAGGGUUACCAUAUGAGCAAUUUAAUAUGCUGAGGAGGCUAAAGGCGAGAAAAUCGAAUAUAUUAAGUUUGGCAGGUUCCAUUAAAGCGUCACAUAAAAGUAUCUCGCGUCAAUUCAGCAGCAAGCAUGUGAAAGCCGAGAAGGUCAAGGAAGAGACGAAAAUUUAUGCAAAGGACAAGUGGGUGACACCGCUAGACAUUGCGGCUGUCAGUGGGAAUAUUGAGAUUGUGAAGAUAUUACUGUCAAGAAUGGAUAGAUCGAGUAUUGCAAGUAGUUCAUUCUGUCUGUCUAUGCAACAUGAUAUAAUGCUUACAUUGGACCUCGUUCAUGCUGGGGCCAACGUCAACCAACAGGACCUUAGAGGUAGCACGGCUUUGCAUCGUGCGGCCAGGUCAGGGCACGUCGAGAUGGUGAAAGUAUUAUUAACGUGGGAAGCAGAUGCCAAUGCAAAGGGUGAAAACGAUUGGACCCCACUGCAUGAAGCAAUUAGCCAGAAGCACAUUAAUGUUUGUCAAAUUCUAGUUGCGGCGGGAGCGAACGCCGAAUUAAAGAAUAAAUCUGGGAAGACCGUUCGUGACCUAGGAUUGUUGUGCGAUUCAGCAGGCGCACCUAGCCUACAGAAGAACAAGCAAAACGGGAAUGUACUGGGUUCAAAAGCUACACAAUCGAAUGAAAAAAUAUCCACAAAUUCAACGAACCACAAAACCAAAACAUUUUCCAAAAAAUCAUAUCACAAUCUUUCCGUGUUGCUGAAGGCCGGCGAUCGCACCGAAAGCAAGUCACCGAAUACAAAAUGUUGA
Messenger RNA from Acaulospora morrowiae, 1740 nucleotides. The record is from the annotation of a GenBank genome assembly. NCBI's taxonomy places the organism in Eukaryota, Fungi, Glomeromycota, Glomeromycetes, Diversisporales, Acaulosporaceae.